CGCAUUGAGUAGCGGUGUUUAUCGUGUUUAUGCUACAUAUUCGGGAAAUCUUCAAAAAUGUCUAGUUUUGUUAAGCGCCGAGGAGCAGUUUCCAUCAAAGGAACCCGUGCUUCGCUGCACAGUGGGCAACCGAUUACUUCAUGUGGCAAUCCAUCACUGGAUCACAUCUUUGGCGGUGGAUUUCCAAUCGGAUCGGUAAUUGCAAUCGAGGAAGACAAAUACGUGAAUUACUCCCGAGUACUAGCCAAAUAUUUUUUGGCUGAAGGGUUAGCUAACAAUCACUCAACAUUCGUUGCCAGUCUAGAAGAAGAUCCUGCUGAACUGAUAAAGAAACUUCCCGUUCCCGUGGAGAACACCCCUUCGGAAAACAAAAACGUGACUCAAGCUCCAGAAGACAUGCGAAUAGCUUUUCGCUACAACCAACUUUCGGUGGUAGAUCUGGAGCAAAAACCGAGCGCACAAAUCGGUCACUUUUUUGACCUGUCCAAACAAAUUUCCGAACAUGAGUUAGCAAAACACGAUGUUACCUAUUGGGAUGGUUCUAACGCUCAACCUUCCGAGAUGUUUACAAACCCACACUACAAGAGCCUUCUCGAUGCCAUUCACCGAAAAUCCAGUGAACCUCAGUUCAACCCCACCAGUGCAGAACCGAAGGAGAAAAACCUCCUUCGCAUCUGCAUCAACUCGCUUGGUUCUCCGCUGUGGUACGACCAGAACUUCUUCACGGACGCAAUCAAAUUUCUAACGAUCCUGAAAUCGUUCGUCCGCAACUCACUAAGCUGCUGUUUGAUAACGCUUCCGGUGUAUCUUUUCCAACACCUAGCAGACAACCACCGAACGGUGCGUCUGCUGGACCAAACCGAUUUUUGUAUCGCACUAGAAUCGUUCGCCGGUUCGGACAAGGAAACCAAUCCGGUCUUCAAGGAGUACCACGGACUAUUGGACAUCGUACGACUUUCCGCGCUGAACAGUUUGGCACCGUUUGUGCCGGAAACACGCGAUUUAGCCUUCAAACUGCGUCGACGAAAGUUCGUUAUCGAGAAGCUUCAUCUACCACCGGAGCUGGGUGAUGAGGAAACUGGGAAAACGAAAGCGGCGACGGCGGGUUUGAGUUGUGCGAGCACCGGAAUGGGUAAGUUGGAUUUUUAGCUGUUUCUGACA
Molecule: messenger RNA, 1161 nt
Organism: Sabethes cyaneus
Lineage: Eukaryota; Metazoa; Arthropoda; Insecta; Diptera; Culicidae
Gene: Elp4
Product: elongator complex protein 4
Exons: 4
Coding region: 58-1149 (363 amino acids)
Biological process (GO): tRNA wobble uridine modification
Cellular component (GO): elongator holoenzyme complex; transcription elongation factor complex; cytoplasm
Source: RefSeq, a predicted model, not a curated record